This is a messenger RNA of Coccomyxa subellipsoidea C-169, 1116 nucleotides long. RefSeq lists its product as hypothetical. The transcript has 3 exons. Lineage: Eukaryota; Viridiplantae; Chlorophyta; Trebouxiophyceae; Coccomyxaceae. Bases 112 to 1116 code for a protein of 334 amino acids. Gene Ontology annotation, molecular function: glycosyltransferase activity. The record is from RefSeq and is a predicted model, not a curated record.
GCAAAUUUAAAGCCCCAUAUUCUCAAGACUGCUGUACGUUGUGAAGGAUAUGAUUAUUGCAAGGCACACGGGCAUAAGUGGACUUACGAUCAGCCAGAAGGCUAUGGUCGGAUGAACAACAGGCUGUCCUCAGAUAUAUUUGGAGCUAGCCAGAUCCUUUCUUUCUAUUUGGUCUUUUUCUUGCCAGCCUCAGCGUAUCUGACGUCAGUAGCAACAGAACCACUGAACUUGGCCAGCGCAUAUCAGGCAGAUCUCCUAGCCAGGACAGCCAAAUUUCGUCCGGGUGGCCACUGGUAUGCGGGUUACGCUGGACCAUGGUUGGAGAACCAGUUCUACGACCAUUGGGUGGCGCAUAGUCCGCAGAGCCAGCGAAUAUAUGUGCCCAUCCAUUGGACAGAUGUUUUACACAAGGCACCUCACUUGAUACCAGUUGUACAGAAGGUACUCGAUACCCUGGACCCGAACUUCAAGUACUUCUCAGUCUCUCAGCUGGCGAGGGCGUUCAACCACCCUAGCCUGACGCUGAAGGUGCCCAAAGAGCUGGACUUUGUCCUCUUCUCAUCAGGCGGCAGCAGCAAGCCUCUGCAAGCAGUCCCUGUGCCCCUCCUGAAGCAGGAACUGACGCCCGAGGGGCUGAGCAAAACCAUCAGCGUAACUUUCCAGGGCUCUGUCACCCACGACCUGCGAAACCAGCUGGCUGUGAAGCUGCGCAAGUCAUUCCUUUUCCUAAACCAGAGCUCUGAUUGGGCGGUGAUUUUGGAGAGCAGCAAUUUCUCCAUCUGCCCAAGGGGCUUUGGGUCCACCUCGUUUCGAGUGGCUGAGACCAUUCAGCUGGGAACUCUGCCCAUCUAUGUGUGGGAGCAGGAAGCAUGGCUGCCCUACAGCAAUCUGCUUGACUGGAAUGACUUUGCAAUAGUUGUCAGCAGCCACAAACUCGCAGAGCUGCCUGAGAAGAUAAGGCAGGCAGAUGUGGGGAAGAUGCAGGAAGCUCUGAAGAAGGUGCAGCAUAUGUUCACCUACAAUUACACAAUAGAGUACAUAUUGAAACAGGCGGCAGCCAUGACUGUGGUGCCGGCAAAAUCCGCAGAGAGCAUUGUGCAGGUGAAUCAUUACUGA